AUGUUAAAAAGAAACAGAAAGAACUAUAGUAGAUGUUAUUUGAGAAAAAACUAAACAAAGAAGAAAUAGUUAAAAGAAUGAAAAAGGUAGAUUUUGAUAUACCUUAGAUUGAAUAAUAAUAAGAGAGCCAAAACAACCCUAAAAUAGAAAUAUUUUAGAUAAGAUAAUGAUGGCAGAUUUAUUUCUUCUGGUUUGGCUAAGUUGAUUAAUAAACUGAUGUAUAAUUAAAUCCAGUUAAAAUACCAGUUAGUAAUCUCACCUAUUAUUUUAAGGAAAAAAAGAAGUGCCAGAGAGAACAACUGGCUAAAAUAAAAAAGCAAAAUGAAUUGUUGAAGAGAAAUGAAAAAGAGCUGGCUUUAGGAUAUUUUUUUGGGGAGAUUAAAAAUGAAGAACUGGAAAGAAAAUUAAAUGAAAUGGAUAGAAUGAAGAGAAAUUAAUUGUUGUCUUAAAAAUAUGAGACUGUUAAGGAUAUAAUAAUUAUAAGAUUACUUUAAAUAAGAUGA
Messenger RNA from Paramecium pentaurelia, 503 nucleotides. The record is from the annotation of a GenBank genome assembly. Lineage: Eukaryota; Ciliophora; Oligohymenophorea; Peniculida; Parameciidae.